CAUAAUAAAUGGUGUUCUGUAUAUGAACAAAUUUGAUUCCUUUUAGACUUAUUGUUAGUUUUUCAUGUAGAAUUGUUCCCCCUUGCUUGUUUGUACUACCAAUUAUAGGACACCUAGUAUAUUAUAUAAACAAAAAAAAUCAUAUACAUGAAAGUUAGUGGUAAGAAUUGUCAGUAUGGAUGUACAUGUACAAUAUAAUUGUGUAUUCAAGGAUUUAUACGUUUCAAGAGAAUACAAGUUAGGAUUUACGAAAUAACAGUACUUUUCAGGAACAAAGAGCAAGAAGAGGAAGAUCGUGCCAGAUAAAAUCUCAUCUUUUUUCCACUAACAAUCAUGCCUAGAUAUGGUAAACCAAUUUGUGCGCAAGAGAAACAAUUGAUAUGAGCGAAGAGAAACUAAUUACUGUCAUGGUCGCAAUAUGAUACUUUGAACAUAAACAUGGAUGGAAUGAGUUACGAGUUGAGAAAGUCAUGCUACGGAAGAGUUAUAAUUAUCCAUCCCCGGAGAAAAAUAUGCCGAUUUAGCCAAUCCCAUGAUGCGCAUCUUAUGGUAUUGGCAAAGCUAACAUAAGAUCGGUCAAUUUUUUGCAAAAACAAUUACCUGCGUCUUUUUAAUGAUCACCUUGUUUCGCAUUACAGAAAAGAAAAUAACGCACGAUUCUCUAAUAAAUACUUGGGUACAAAACUGUGGGAACAAUGCAACCCCUUUGAAGAGAAUAUGUAAAUGGAUGAACAUUUGUUUAUAGAAACAUUUUCGAUUUGAAUCGAAUAUCAAAGAAUAAAAUAGAUUAUUUUCUUCGACAUAGAAUAAGAAUAUAAUUUUAUAGGUGAAACAAGCUGUAUAUAUAUGUUUAUCCGUUUCUUGUUGGAAGUACUGGACCAAUACGGGAGAGACGCUGUAAAACUGUUGUCGUCGUACGAUCACCGUUCGCCGUUUCUGUUAGGCUGCAUGAAGUGAAAGCCCAUGAUCGGGGCCUGGAGUAGAAUGUAAAGAAGCCGGCGGGCCUAGAGAAGAGAGGGAAACCGCUUUACCAUCCAGUCACUCCAAGGCGAGCUCUAAAGAAUGUCGAGUGUUGUGAAUCGCGACAACAUCGAAUUAUCGUUGUGAGUUUUACUCAGAGACUCGAAUUCGUCUCACGCUGCUACUACUACUACUACUGAUACUAUUCACCACCACCACCAUCACCCUAAGAGUGAUAGAUCUUACCUCCAACAAACGUUGGAUUUGCCGAUUAACAUAUUUAGACGGAUGACGUAAACCAAAACAAUGAAGCUGAGACACCUAAUAUCCAUAAUUUUCACUUACGUUGUUGUCUAUUCGGGACAAAUUUAUGGCGUUAAUUCGGUGGAUCCUGCGGUUGGAAAGGUUGAUUUUACGACACAGACUGUUUACGGAUUCUUGGAUUUUACUACAACGAUUGGAAACACAGUUAUGGUGUUCAGUCCACAAAGUUCACCACCAGAAGGAGAAAAACCAAAAAGUAGUGGGCCUCCGAUACAAACGAAACCUAUCGAGAAAAAGCCCAUUCCAGAUAUUCAACCGAGUAAAACCCAUAAACCAAGUAAUCAAGGAGGAGAAACGAAAAAGCAGGGACAGAAAAAUUCGAAAGUCGUAGUAAAUUCAGUGGUAGAGCAAAACGUUAUCAAUCCAACCGAAGAUAAACAGAAACAAAUUAUUAAAAGCGAAGUGACCUCGCAUUCUUCCGUGAAAGCCACUACGGUGAAUCCCGUAACAUCUUCCAUCGUUCAAGUUAAAUCAAAAGAAGAAUUUCCAGGAGUAAAAAAUAAUCUUGCUGAACCUGAAUACGAUUACUUAUCGAAACAGCCAACUGAAGUCAUCGAUGAAACGUACAAGUUGAUCAAUUUAAAACCUACGAGUAAAAUUGCUUCCAAACCAAGACCAGCUACAAGAAGGGAGAAAGAGAAUCCAACUGGUUUGGUAACUAAAUUAGGUGGUACAAUUGUUAAAGACGGAUUGACGACGGUUCACGAAACUAGUGUAAUUGGCACGUAUAUAAAUGGAAAAUACGCGCAAGUUUUACAAAGUUCGUCGCGCAUUAUCGUCGGGACAUCCUCGAAUUUGGAGGGCAAAAUACGACCGUCGAAUACUCUCAGAAUAUUAAAGACGAUCGGACCGCAACACGGAAAGUUAAAACCACAGUUGGAGCCUACACCGACGAGUCAGCAAGAAGAAUCGUCCUUGCCAUUGGAAAUUCUAUUCAGCGCACCAGCAGGUUCUUCCGUACGAACAACACGAAGACAUUCGACUGCUAAUGCUAACCGUCCAAAAUAUCGUAGUAAAACUUUGGAAGAUUAUGACAAUGCUGAGGUCCAAGCUAGGACAUCAACGAAACAACGUCCUACCACCGCUCGGCCAAAUUACAAAAAUCGUGUCCAGAAUGAAGGGAAGUCAUCAACCACGACACAAGAACCACAAACGACUCGUCGUCGUACCAGCUUCAGACCAAGUAAUCAGUCAAAUUCUUCCUCGAGGCAAACUAAUAAACAGAAGAAUCAACAACCACAGCAGCAACAGCAACAACAGCAGCAGCAACAACAGACUACACCAACGAGUUCCUUGCCUAAAUUAAAACUUCCAAGAACUCAGGGUCGAUGGUCGUAUAAGACUACUCCUAAGCCAAGAAUCGCGAUUCGCAAACAAGUAGACGAUGAUGAUCAACGUGUAUCAACCGAAACGGUUAUAUCUGAACAGGGAUUAACAUCAGGCGAUGAUAAAACAACAACUACUUCCGUUGGAGUUGUUACAACAACAUCAACUUUAGCUACAACGCCUAAUAGUCAACGAAAAAUUUCAGAAACUUCGUUGUCCAACGAGGAACUCGAUCCAAGCGAAUCGGAAGAUGUCCCUAACGUUAGCGUGCACGAUCAAAUACACGCGGAUCAAACUUUACCUGUAGAAACUCUGAACGUUGAGAUUUCAACAGCAGCCAAUCUCAACGACGUUUAUUUUGAAAUAGCUACGAUUAAAUCUCCUUACUCGUUCCAGGUGGGAACUUUACGAAACACGCGUUACAUAACAGUUACGUCUACAAUGAAGAAGUCGUUUGCAGUUCCUGAACCUACGAGUACUUUACCAAUGACGGAACCUCUGACUGAGAACAUCUUGGCAAACACAGGAGCUGCUUACGAAACUACUUUACCACUUGAUUCCUCCGUAGCUACUCUUCCAGCGAUAUCUUUAGAUCCUGGUCAAGUAACACCACCUUUAGAAACGCUUACGGAAACAUUUUCAACGACUCAAACUCUUCUGAAAACUCAUUUGUUACCGGUAAUACACGAUGGAAAUACCACGAAAUUGACUCUAGUUCAGACCUACAACAUAGCUCGAUCGGUUACCGCUAUCAAAACUCUACCACCGAUGGAAAUUUAUCAAUUUAUUCCUAGCAAGACAUUGAAUGAAUUUAACUCGAAAUUGGAGGAGGCUGGAAGCGAACUUCACUUGGAAUUAGAUUUCGGUGACGAAGACAGAGACGAUGAAGAUAUUCCUAAAAGAAUCGUAGCACCUAGCAGUGACAUAUACUCCGAAUUAGAUCUCUUCAGAUCGGCAACGCCAACAAAGGUAAAAUCCGACGCACAUAGUACUAAUUCCGUUGAGCCACAACUUUCUUUUGAACAAGCUCAGCAACUUGCUUUGCUCAAAUAUUUCGGUCAACCACAGCAACAAGUUAUCACGACUUCGAGACCCGUCGUAGUGCUAGAAACCGUUUACGAAUCUCACGUAAUACCGAUAAUUAAUAAUGGCAAUACGCAUUACUCGACUUUAUCCAGACCAGUAGCUACCGUACCAAGGACAUCCUACGAAUACUCGACAUCUACCAUUCCACCUGUUCUUCCACCUGCAAUACCCCAAGUACCACUUUUCCCACAGCAACAACAACCCCAAUUUACAGUGACAAGUGCACCACUCGUCACGCAAACUUUAGUGACAGUGUCCGAUUCAAGAGUGCUCAAACUAAUGUUCGGAGCAAAAACUGCGUACACAACAUUAUUUUCUACUAAAGUAGUACCGACAGAACUUACAACCUACGUGACGAGUACCAUACCCUUACAGCCAACUAUUCCAGCUUUCCCUGGAUAUUAUCCUCCACCAGUUGGCUAUCCUCCUUUCCCUUAUGUGGGUUAGUAAUUUUUGAUUUGUUCUAUGGAAUUGCUAAAAGGAAGCUGAAGUUACACUUUGGUUAAGUAGAUGUAUGCUAAAAUAAACUUUUACAGUAUCCAUCUCUACAUGCCUUUUUUUAAACAGCAUACAUCUACUACCUCAGACAAAGGUGCUAGUAAAUAUCAGCUUCCUAAAAAAAUUAUACAAGUCACAAACGAGUUAAAAUUACUCUAGAUCCAACAUCUCAUAUUGAAUAUGAAAAAAAUCGUUUCAUUGUUCCCUCAAAUUGUUUAAUGAAAAACAAUGCAUUUUCAUAUCGUCAAUUUAAUUAUCCACCAAACAUAACUGUGACAUAUCGAAUAUUUUUAUUUAUUUUAUUCGAUGAAAAAUUGAAUCAUAAUUGGAAGAAAGAGUAAAAGAGGGAGAGUUGAUCCUAAGGAAAAAAUUAACCAGAUCAUAGAUAAAUAUCUUGUAAAUCAGUACAAAAACGAAGAAAUGACUUAAUGGACAUAUUCUUCAUCUUAUGAUAUCAGGUAUUAAGAAAAAUCAUAUGUGUACAAUUAACAAUUUAAUUGUACACAUUCUUAUAUACAAUUAAACACGCGUAUAUAAUUUUGUAUAUCCCGUUGAUACAGAAAGAAAUUUGUGUAAAUAAGUUAUUUUAAAUAUAUUUUAUCUGUCGUGUA
Molecule: messenger RNA, 4805 nt
Organism: Polistes dominula (European paper wasp)
Lineage: Eukaryota; Metazoa; Arthropoda; Insecta; Hymenoptera; Vespidae
Source: RefSeq, a predicted model, not a curated record